Diuraphis noxia (Russian wheat aphid) is the source of this 909-nucleotide messenger RNA. RefSeq lists its product as uncharacterized. Lineage: Eukaryota; Metazoa; Arthropoda; Insecta; Hemiptera; Aphididae. The record is from RefSeq and is a predicted model, not a curated record.
AUGCAUUUCAGUCUAUGUUGUGGUAAUGGCAAAAUAUCUUUACCGGAGAGCCGUUUACCUAAUGAAAUAUUUGAUUUAUUUGUUGGUGAAAAUAAUGAGUCCAAACAUUUUAGAGAACAUAUACGUCAAUAUAACAGUGCAAUGUCAUUUGUCUCUUUAGGUUCUCACAUAACAUUACCAUCGGGGUAUGGGCCUUAUUGUUUUAAAAUACAUGACUUUGCUGAAGCAAAUAAAGUUAGAUUAAACAAAUCACAAAAUAUAUUACUUAAAAGUUAUAUACUUGAUAAAUUACACAAUGUAUUAUCUAACAUAAAUCCAUAUGCUAAAUCGUACAAACAAAUGCAUGAACUAACAGAUAUUCGUAAGUACAACGGCCCAACAGUUUCUGAAAUCGCAGCAGUAUUUGAAUCUUCAGAUGGCGCACCUCCUUCACAUAGACAUAUAUCAGUUUACCCAAAAAAAGGAGAUAUACAAAGGAUUGAUUACGACAGCAUGCACUGUGACCCUAUGAAUUACGUUUUAAUAUGGCCGUACAGAGAACCAGGCUGGUAUAUAAAUAUGCAAUAUAAUGGUAAACGUAAACCUGCCAAAAGAUGCAACAUUUCCAAGCGCGAAUAUGUAUGUUUUCGAAUGGCAAUAAAAGGUACUCACCCGUKUGGUAAUUUUAAUCAAGUACUGAGCGCAGGCAAACUGACUCAACAACUGAUCGUUGAUUAUUAUUGUCAUAUUGAAGGUGAUAGACUGAAAUAUAUUAGAAAUCAGCAAUCAAAAUUAAGAGUAGACACAUACGAGUAUUCUGGCUUAGCAGACGCUAUACGAGCAACGGCAAACGAAGCUAAUGUUAGAGUGGGAAAAUUGGUCGUAUUGCCUUCUUUGUUUGUUGGAAGUCCUCGAAAUAUGGAAACUUAA